Molecule: messenger RNA, 251 nt
Organism: Dicrocoelium dendriticum
Lineage: Eukaryota; Metazoa; Platyhelminthes; Trematoda; Plagiorchiida; Dicrocoeliidae
Source: the annotation of a GenBank genome assembly
GCUGAAUGACCCUGAUUUCAAAAUCAGAGUCGUCAACCAUUUAUGUGCUGUGCACGGUGAUAACCUACAACUCAUCGUCCGAGUUACCAUGGAGCGGCUAAUGACAAGAUCAGUUGCCGCGGAGAUAAAUUACUCCGGCGCUAGAGGUUCGUUUGCAUUCAGGCGAGCAAAUAUGAACGGCCUUGUACAAGGCCUCAUUCGGCAACGCAUGGGUGAUGCAGCCUCGGAUGCUGACAUUACACGGCACAUCA